CAUGCUCGCGGCCUCCCUCCUCCGUCCGACCCUGCUGCUCUGCUGGCUCGCCGCCCCGCGUGCCGCCCGGCCGGAGGCGCUCUUCCACAGCCGGGACCGCUCCGACCUGGCGCCGGCCCCGCUGCGCCGCGCCCCGCCCAUCGCCGGCCUCCCCGCCGCGCAGCGGUUCCUGUCCAAGUACGGCUGGGCCCAGGGGCCCCCAGAGGGGUUCCCGGGGGCGGGGUUCGCGGCCCCGGUGCCCCGGGGUCCCCGCCGCGAUGGGCCGCCCGAGGGUCCUCGGGGAGCCGCCCUGGCCGAGGCUCUGCGCAGGUUCCAGAAGGUCAACGCGCUGCCGGCGAGCGGGCGGCUGGACGCGGCCACCCUGGCGGCCAUGAACCGGCCCCGCUGCGGCGUCCCCGACACGCGGCCCCCGUUGCCGGCCGUGAGCACCGCCCCCCGGGCCCCGCCGCCCCCGCCGGGCCCCCGGCCCAAGGCCCGCCCCAAGCGCUUCCUGCACAUGCUGCUCUCGGCGCCUCCCGGCCCGCACCCCGAGGACCCGCAGGCCGGGGGCGCCCAGGCCUUCGCCAAGAGGACCCUGAGCUGGAGGCUGGUGGGCGAGGGCUACAGCCGCCAGCUCUCCGCCGACCAGCAGAGGCACGUCUUCCGCCUGGCCUUCCGCAUGUGGAGCGAGGUGACGCCCCUGACCUUCCGGGAGGACCUGGCCGGCCCCGGGGCCUCGGUCGACAUAAAGCUGGGAUUUGGACGAGGCCGGCACCUGGGCUGCCCUCGGGUGUUCGAUGGAGUCGGGCAGGAGUUUGCACACGCCUGGCGCCUGGGCGAUAUUCACUUUGACGAUGACGAGCACUUCACCCCGCCCACCAGCGACAUGGGCAUCAGCCUCCUCAAGGUGGCCGUCCAUGAGAUUGGCCACGUCCUCGGCCUGCCUCACAGCUACAGGGCAGGAUCCAUAAUGCAGCCAAAUUAUACUCCCCGGGGGCCCGCGUUCGAGCUGGACUGGUCCGACCGGAAAGCAAUCCAGAGGCUGUAUGGUUCCUGCGCAGGCUCAUUUGACACCGCCUUCGACUGGAUCCGCAAGGAGCGGAACCCCCUCGGGGACGCGACGGCGAGGUUCAGCACCUAUUUCUUCCGCAACAGCUGGUACUGGCUGUACGAGAACCGAAACAACCGGACCCGCUACGGGGACCCCCUCCCCAUCCUCACCGGCUGGCACGGGGUCCCCGCACAAAACAUAGACGCCUUCGUCCACGUCUGGACGUGGAGGAGAGACGAGCGCUAUUUUUUUAAAGGAAAUCGGUACUGGAGGUACGACAGCGACAGGGAUCAGGCCUACACGGAAGAUGAGCAAGGACACAGCUACCCCAGGCUGAUCUCAGAAGGGUUUCCGGGCAUCCCGAGUCCCCUGGACACCGCCUUCUAUGACCGAAGGAAGCAGCUGAUCUACUUCUUCAAAGGGCCCUGGGUGUUUGCGUUUGAUGUCACCAGAAACCGAGUCCUCGGCUCUUCCCCGAAGAAGAUGACUGAGGUCUUCCCAGCGAUCGAGCCGCGGAACCACCCGCUCCGGAGCCUGGACGCCGCCUACUACUCCUACGCGCACAGGGCCGUCUUCCUGUUCAAAGGCAGCGCCUACUGGAGGGUGGCCAGCGACGGGGACAGGCAGCGGCGCCCGGGGCUGCCUCCCAACGGCCUGUUCCCCGGGCAGCCCAUCCCCGAGAAGUGGUUUGACGUGUGUGACGUCCACGCCUCCACCCUGAACAUGACCUGAGGAGACAGGCCCCUGGACAGAGCCAGCGGGUUUCUCUUCGGAGAAAAAGCCGACUUCUCUAGA
Eptesicus fuscus (big brown bat) is the source of this 1825-nucleotide messenger RNA. It is a transcript of the gene MMP21, whose product is annotated as matrix metallopeptidase 21. Gene Ontology annotation, molecular function: zinc ion binding; metalloendopeptidase activity. Lineage: Eukaryota; Metazoa; Chordata; Mammalia; Chiroptera; Vespertilionidae. The record is from RefSeq and is a predicted model, not a curated record. The transcript is spliced from 7 exons. Gene Ontology annotation, cellular component: extracellular matrix. Bases 2 to 1762 code for a protein of 586 amino acids. Gene Ontology annotation, biological process: collagen catabolic process; proteolysis; extracellular matrix organization.